Scomber scombrus (Atlantic mackerel) is the source of this 2874-nucleotide messenger RNA. RefSeq names its product RanBP-type and C3HC4-type zinc finger containing 1 (gene rbck1). Gene Ontology annotation, cellular component: LUBAC complex. Lineage: Eukaryota; Metazoa; Chordata; Actinopteri; Scombriformes; Scombridae. The record is from RefSeq and is a predicted model, not a curated record. Bases 337 to 1902 code for a protein of 521 amino acids. Gene Ontology annotation, molecular function: ubiquitin binding; ubiquitin-protein transferase activity. Gene Ontology annotation, biological process: proteasome-mediated ubiquitin-dependent protein catabolic process; positive regulation of canonical NF-kappaB signal transduction; protein linear polyubiquitination. The transcript has 13 exons.
AGUGUUGUAUUCCUGAACUUAAGGUAGUUUCACUUUCAGUUCUACCUGUCAGCUGCCAGGGAGGAGCGAGAGCUGGACUUCGCGAUUGUAGAAGAAAUCAAGCAGUUAAGACUUUAAAAGGGUUGCAUUUUUUUCCUCUAAAUAGGCUAAACUGACGCGCGUAACGCAUUGGGCUGUGAGCGCUUCCAACACUCGGGUGACCUACUCUCUACGCUGCAAGUGAACGCCUCCACACUGACGGAGCUGGCGCUGCUACUCUGCUGAGUCAAGGAGAGGGAAGUGUUUCUUUAAUGCGGACUGAACUGAAACAAUAACACGACCCGAAGAGGUGUAAACAUGGCCUCUGAAGUUACACCGAGUGUCAAUUUAGAAGUCGCAGAGAAACUGGCUCUGUCUCUGAGUGAAGCCCUCAGCAGCGGCGAAAGAGAGGAAGCCACCAGACUGUGCCAGGAGCUGUCAGAGCUCUCCAUCCCAGUGUCUGUCAGCAUUGACAGUCAGGCCUAUCCUCAGGAAUCCAUAAGGUUGAAGGUGGGAGUGGAGGAUGCUCAGUCAGAAGACUACGUCCUAGUGAUCGUUGUGGUUUCUACAAGCAUGACUAUUGCAGAACUUAAAGAGAAGGUCAGCCAAGACUUUGGGUUCCACCCAUUUCUGCAGCGUUGGGUGAUUGGGAAGCGGCUGGCGCGGGACAGGGACACGUUGUACAGUCACGGUAUUCGUAACGAUGGUGACCAGGCUUUCCUGUUUAUCCUCUCUGCCCAGGCUGCUCAUCUAACACGGCAUCAACACAACCUGGACCAGGAGCAACAACGCUUAGACAGCAUCAUGGACUCGAUGCAGCUUUUACCCAGAGGGCUGGGCGGAGGUGGCGGUGAGAAGGCAGCUCCUCCAGAGGCUCAGCAGACUCCUCCUCCUCUUCCUCCCAGAGUUCCGAAUCAAACUAAACCUGCUUUGCCUCCCAAACCUCAGUUGGGCUGGGCCUGUGUUUUGUGCACAUUUGUGAACAAGCCAACGCGUCCUGGCUGUGAGAUGUGUGGGACAGCACGGCCAGAGGAUUAUGAGGUCCCAGAUAUUUACAAGCCAGAUGAGGACGAGGUUCAACGAAUUCAGCAGGAAGAGCUGGCCAUGUUGCAGUACGAACAGGCUAAGCAGGAGGAGCGAGAGAGGAACUACCUGCACUUGUUGGCAACAGAUGAUCAGGACCUUAUCCUUAACACCUCAGAGACAGACUGUCCCAUCUGCUUCUCUCUCCUGCAGCCAGAAGAGGGCAUCGUGCUCAGAGAAUGUCUGCACACCUUCUGCAGGGACUGUCUGAAAGGGACAAUAUUGAACAGUCAGGAUGCUGAGGUGCCAUGUCCUGAAGAAUGUGACAGCAAGCUACUGGACCGAGAGAUCAAAUCGCUGCUCACAGAAGAGGAGCACCACCGGUUUCUGGAGUUGCGUCUGAGCAUCGCAGAAAGCCGCUCAGAGCACAGCUUCCAUUGUCAGACUCCCAACUGCCGAGGGUGGUGCAUCUACGAGGACGAAGUCGAUGAGUUUCAAUGUGAACUCUGCAAAGAAACCAACUGCAUUCUCUGCAGGGCCAUCCAUGAUGGUAUGAACUGUAAGGACUACCAGGAUGACCUUCGUAUCAGAGCAGAGAACGACCAGGCGGCCCAGCAAACAAAGCAGAUGUUAGAGAACAUGCUACAGAAUGGGGAGGCUAUGAAAUGUCCCAGGUGUGACAUUAUCGUCCAGAAGAAGGAUGGCUGUGAUUGGAUCUGCUGUUUGAUGUGCAAGACAGAAAUCUGCUGGGUGACCAAACAGGCUCGCUGGGGACCAAAUGGAAGCGGAGACAUAUCUAGUGGCUGUAGAUGCAGAGUCAAUAAUCAGCCUUGCCAUCCCAACUGCCAAAACUGCCACUGAGGCGAGCACCUUAAUGAACAUAUACACACAGCUGCAAGCACACACAGUCUGAAGCAAUCCAGAGUGCAGCUAAUGUCAGCUAUCUUAAUGACUUAUUUUGAGUAAUUUUGCUUACUUCUUACCUUGUCUUCAGUGAUAUAGUGGCAAGACAGUGAACAGCAGUUGUCUUGCCCCAUGGUGUGGUAACCGCAGGUGGAAAUGUUAUACACAAACUAAACAAACUACCAGCUAUAUCUUCUACAUCUCUGCAGCUCAGGAUACCGACUGUUAGUGCAAUACAAUACGCUUUGCUGAGAUCAUCUGCUAUUAAAAUACUUUGUUGUUGCGAUAAAUUAAUGCUCAAUGUACAUUCUGACCUCUGGCUACAGCUUUUAUCACAGUUCAAUUUAAGGAGCCAAUAAUGAUGUUUUUUUCUAGUUUGGUUUCUGAAAUAUAACUUUUAAGCUUUCUAAACAAAACUGCAAGAACAUUCUCAAAUGUUCAAAUAUAAAAAUCAACAACUAACAACUCCAUUAAUAAGAAAUGUCUUAUCCCGUGUGAAGAAUUCCUGAAUAAUCUAUUGAUUACUUCUACAACUGAUGAUUACUGGAGCUCAAAGUAAUGUCUUCCUUACUAAACUGAAUUGUUUCAAGUUGAAACCGGUGUAUGUUUGCCUUUAGAUAAGUGAAUAGUAAUUUGUAAUCUGAAUUAUAAGAAGUGGAUUUUCUUUCAGUCGACUAAGCAGACUGUGGUGAAGGAUAUUGUUUUAAGUGUUUACAUUGAAUGAAUGUGUUCAUAAUGCAGAACAAGCUGCUGUAAUGCACGUAAUAACUUUGAAGUAUCAGGUUUAAAAUAUGACAGGUGGGAUAAAUGAUGCUGUAUUACUAUAAUGUAUUGGGAAGUGUAUCUGUGGUUCCUAAGUGUUCAUAACUCGAGGAAUAUAAAAAAGUAAUGUACUUAUGUGUGUAUAAUAUAUUUUAUGUCUUAAAUGUG